UCUACUGCUGCAAUAACCUUGAUUUUGGUGAUGGUGGUGGUGAUGCUUUUAUAUGGAGCUACAUAUAGGACCUCUUGGCCUCCCGCUGUGGAGUUCCACUCUGGUAUUGGCACAUUUUGUGGUGUCUCCCACCAGGGAACAGUGUUGAAAAACGGCACGGAAACCUUUGAAGCCUGGGAGGAUCCUCCUCCUCCAGUCUACAUGCAGUUCUACUUCUUCAACCUGACGAAUCCUUUAGAAGUGCUUCAAGGCGAUACUCCUCUUGUAGAGGAAAUAGGGCCGUACACCUACCGAGAAUACAGGCCAAGAGUGCACGUUCAGUUUUUGGACAACGGUACCAAAGUAUCUGCUCUGAACCCAAAGACAUACGUGUUUGAACCUCAGAAGUCAGUUGGAGACCCUGAAGUGGACCUGAUUAGAACAGUUAAUAUUCCUGCAGUGACUGCGAUGGAGUGGACCAGGUCAACCCCUCUGCAGUUUGCCACAGAGGUGCUGCUGCUCCUGUACCAGGAAUCCCUGUUUACAGUUCACACUGUUCAUGAGUUGCUGUGGGGCUACAGAGACCGGCUUCUGCAAACCAUGCAUCUGUUGCACCCCGAGAUCGACCCGGUGUUUGGUUUAUUUAAUAAGAUGAAUGGAACCGAUGAUGGAGAAUACGUUUUCCUAAGUGGGGAAAGGAACUACCUUAACUUCACAAGGAUUGUGGAAUGGAAAGGAAAAGAGUCAUUGAGCUGGUGGACAACAGAGGCGUGCAACAUGAUCAAUGGAACCGAUGGGACGUCCUUUCACCCGCUGAUUAGCAAAGAUGAGAAAAUUUAUAUCUUCUCUUCUGAUUUCUGCAGGUCUCUUUACGUGGUGUACGACAGCUCAGGAAUGGUUGCCGGCAUCCCAGCCUACCGCUUUGUGCCCUCUGCGCUGUUGUUUGCCAACACGACGGUUAACCCGGACAACGCGGGCUUCUGCGUGCCGCCGGGAAACUGCCCUGCCACCGGCGUCCUCAACGUCAGCAUCUGCAAGCAAGGUGCUCCGAUAUUUAUAUCAGCCCCACAUUUUUACCAAGCAGAUCCAAAGUUUAUAGAGGACAUAGAGGGCAUGCACCCCAAAAAAGAAUAUCAUGAGACGUUUCUGGACAUCAAUCCUCUGACAGGGCUUGUCCUGCAAGCAGCCAAGCGGAUGCAGAUCAAUGUUCACAUCAGGAAAUUACCUGAAUUUUUCGAAACAGGCAACAUCCGAACGCUGGUUUUCCCAGUGAUGUAUAUAAACGAGAGUGUUCUGAUUGACGAAGCAUCUGCCAGCAAGCUCAGGCACGUCUUGCUGGAAGCCAGUGUUGUAACCGGGAUCCCCUUCGUAAUCAUGGCUCUAGGAAUUGCUUUUGGGAUUGUUUUUGUUGGGCUGGUGUGCAGGUCCCGGGGAGUGAAGGAAGAGAGUACUGAAGAUGAAAGGUCCCCGCUCAUCAGGACAUCUUAG
Messenger RNA from Mesitornis unicolor (brown roatelo), 1467 nucleotides. RefSeq names its product scavenger receptor class B, member 2 (gene SCARB2). NCBI's taxonomy places the organism in Eukaryota, Metazoa, Chordata, Aves, Mesitornithiformes, Mesitornithidae. Gene Ontology annotation, cellular component: lysosome; cytoplasm; membrane. The record is from RefSeq and is a predicted model, not a curated record. Gene Ontology annotation, molecular function: scavenger receptor activity. The transcript has 15 exons. Gene Ontology annotation, biological process: receptor-mediated endocytosis; protein targeting to lysosome. The annotation marks the transcript as partial.